Messenger RNA from Schistosoma intercalatum, 827 nucleotides. The record is from the annotation of a GenBank genome assembly. Lineage: Eukaryota; Metazoa; Platyhelminthes; Trematoda; Strigeidida; Schistosomatidae.
AAAAGAUCUAAUGAAUACAAUAGAUAGUUUAAUAGAAACAUUUUAUUGGAACUCAAUCUGUAAAACAAUAUGGAAAGAGAAUACAGAUCAAUUGGAUGAAAUUAUUGAUUGGAUCCAUUCAGAAGCGGUUGUAUUGAAUGCAAUUAUACAUAGUAAUAAUAAUAAUCUUAAAAUACCAUCAUAUGAGAAAAUGAUGAAAGUAAUUAAUUUUCUUAAAGAAAAUAAUUUUUGGCGUUCUCAUCCAUAUUCACUGAUUAUUAAUAAUCAUAGAACUAAUAAUGAUGAUAAAACUGUUGUUAAGCCAAAUCAUCAAUUAUAUAUGAAAAAUAUUAAAGAUUUAUGGGAAAAUAAUAAAGAAUUCAAUAAUGAAUAUGAAAAAUAGUACAGUAAUUAAAUUGAUAUAAUGAAAAAAACUAUUGAGAAUAGAAAUAUGACCAAAUUAAUGUAAGUGUGUAUGUUACUUACUUACGGCUGCUACUCCUAAUGGAGCAUAGGCCACCGACUAGCAUUCACCAACUCACUCUGUCCUGGGCCUUAAAUGUGUAUAUUGAUGAUUAGAUAAUUAAAUGUACUUUGUUUUUGUUUGGAAUAUUCCCAUUUGAUUUGUUAUUUAUGUAAAUAAUCAUAAUAGAACUUUUAAGUGUAUUGAAUCUUUCUUACAUUGACUCAAUUUCUUUUCUUUAGAUAUAAGCUUCGAUUAUAUAAAUUUUAAUAUAGUGAAAAUUCCCAUUUUGACAUUUGGUGAAUAAUAAAGAAGGAAUGAAUCGAGCGAAGAGAUUUCUUUUCAAUUAGUUUAUCAUCAGAAUGGGUUUUGUGGAGAUUUUUAG